AUGGCACAGAUCUUUUCACGAUCUCCGAAAUUCUCCAAUGGCGCCGACCUCAGCGCAGAUACUCGCAUCAGAAAUCUCCGAGAAGCCGCUUUUAUAUGCGAGUUUCGAUGCCGACUAGGCAAUCCGCGCAUGAGUGAUCCCAGUGCAGUCCCAGACUUUGUCACACUCGGCACACCAGCCAGGCGCGCUUCAGAAAACUCUAUGCGGAGUGCUUUGUGGAACAAAAACUCGACGAUCCCUGGCUCUUCGAAUCCAAGGUUGAUCUGCGACUUUGUCAGGUGGGAGUUUGCCAAGCUGCCCCGUGACGUCCAGGAUCGCAUCAAGAACCUGGGCAACACAGCGUUUAGUAUCGAGCAGCUCAUCUUUGACUUCUCAAAUGCCUCGUUGUCGGACCGACCCCAGUGGGUCAAUCCGGAUACUACUCUGGGAAAGAUGCUGAUGGGAGGGCCUUUCGGUGGUCGUCGUAUUAAAGAGGGCAAGCCGGAGGAUCUGAAGCGAUAUCCCGAGGGUGACACUAUUUUCGAGAUGUCCCGGUGGAAGCCACGAACAGAUUCAUCCCUAGCGGGGUGGGACACUGCAAAGGUCCAGUUUAAGGACAGCUCUAUCAUCAUCACCCAGCAUAUCGAAUUCUAUGUCUAUAUCCGAUUCAAGUACAACAGUGAAGAGGCGGAUGUCCUUCGAAAGACCAUCACAGACACGUACUCGCUUGUUGUCGAUACACAUGGCAAGCUUCAGGUCGCGCACGAUCCCAAGGAAGACGACACUUCGGAACAGGUGUCAAUAAAUCUUUGGACGAAAAUAUGGCCGGAGUGUAAGAAUAAACUGCAUGAAGUCAGACGUCAGGCAGAUUUGGAAAGUAUCAAAUUCCACAGCAUCCCCGUAACGGUGCUUGACUAG
Messenger RNA from Talaromyces atroroseus, 897 nucleotides. RefSeq lists its product as hypothetical. The coding region runs from base 1 to 897 and encodes 298 amino acids. The record is from RefSeq and is a predicted model, not a curated record. The transcript is spliced from 3 exons. Lineage: Eukaryota; Fungi; Ascomycota; Eurotiomycetes; Eurotiales; Trichocomaceae.